AUGUGGGACUUGUGGGAGAGUCUUCGAUGGUCGACACAUGCCCUGACAAGCCUUGGCGGGAGUUCCGAGUUUUAUUUGGCAGAAUCGGUUGGGUGUGAUGACUGGUCAUUCGGCAUCAGGUGCCGAAGAUCUGUCCAAGGGAGUUCAUUGGGAGAACUUGCUGAUUUGGCGAAUAUGUGUGAAUCGGUGGUGUAUGCCGAUUACCUAUUCAAUGUGGCUCGUAGGGGGGUCAAAUAUGGUACAAACAGGAGUCCCCCAAGUUUCCAAUUGAGAAGGGACUUCUUGGUUGGGGACUUGCUUGUCUUCGAUCUUCGACGUUAUGACCCGGGUAUGAGCAUCUUCUGUGGUAUGUCGAUGGUAAUCAUGUAG
This is a messenger RNA of Prunus armeniaca (apricot), 369 nucleotides long. Lineage: Eukaryota; Viridiplantae; Streptophyta; Magnoliopsida; Rosales; Rosaceae. The record is from the annotation of a GenBank genome assembly.